AUGGCGAGCAAGGAAACAAACCCUCUGAAUGACCGGUAUCGUGAGCCCUCUAGCAAUCAGGGUCACGGGGAUCGGCUCGAUCGACGCGCCGAGUUCGAAAUGGGAGUAGCGCAGGGAUACGACGCGAAAGAUGUGAGACGGGUACAGGACGUCUCGUCGGCUGAGUCGUCUGACCCAUACGACUUCUCGCGGUGCGAUCCGAAGCGCCAGAUCGAGCUGCAGGACAAGAUCCGCGCUGAUCGCGUGGCUCGCCGCCUCGUCCCCGCGAAUGUGUUCCAGAAGUACUUCAACUACGUCGUGCCCUACGGCGGUCUGGUUUCCACCGGCCUCAACCUGGCCAGCUCCUCCAUUGGUGCGGGCAUCAUUGCGCUACCCUACGCCUUCAACGCCUCUGGUCUUGUUAUGGCCAUCAUCUAUAUGGUCAUGAUUGCCUACCUCACCAUCUACUCCUACUACCUGCUGGGGCAGACGGGCGCGAAGACUGGCCUGCGCAACUACGAGCAGAUCGUGCGCACGCUCAUGGGCCCCGGCGCGGACUACUUCCUCGCCUUCUGCAUGUGGUUUCUCAGCUUUGGCGCGGAGGUGUCGUACGUCAUCUCCGUGAAGGAUGUGCUAACGGCCUUCCUCGAGGACGCGGACAGCACGCCGGCGUUCCUGCUGAACAUCUGGGGCCAGCGCCUUCUCACGUUCGUCGUGUGGUUCGUGGCCAUGCUGCCGCUGUGCCUGCCGAAGGAGAUCAACACGCUGCGCUACUUCUCCUGCGUCGCGAUUGUGUUCAUAGUGUACUUUGUGAUUGCAAUGGUAGUGCACAGCGCACAGAACGGCCUGCGCGCCGAUCCGCAGCCGGAGAUCCGGAUGUUCACGACGGGCAACACCGCCGUUUCCGGGAUGUCUACGUUCAUUUUCGCCUUCCUAUCGCAGCUCAACGCGUAUGAAUGUUUUGAGGAGAUGCACAACCCCACACCGCUGCGCCUCACGCUGGGCGCCACCAUCUCUGUGAGUAUUGUGUUUGUGCUGUACUUCCUCUCCGGCCUCUUUGGGUACCUGGACUUCGGCACCGAGAUGACCGGGUCCGCGCUGAAGAAGUACAGGCCGGUGAAGGACGUCAUGAUGGGCAUCGGCUACGGUGGUAUUCUGUUCAAGCUGUGCGUUGGCUACGGUCUGCACAUGAUCCCUGUUCGUGAUGCCAUCUACCACUGCGUCCGCGUGGACGUGCACACGUUUCCGUGGUGGAAGAACGCGUGCGUGUGUGCCCUCAUGGCGUGGCUGUCGCUGGUGGCUGGCCUGUUCAUCCCGAGCAUCAACGUCGUCUUCGGCCUCGUUGGCGGCUUCUCUGGCGGCUUCAUUGGUUUCAUCUACCCCUCCUUCAUGGUGAUGUACGCCGGCAACUGGUCGCUGUCGUCGGUCGGGUGGUUCCACUACCUGUCCACUUACUUUUUGCUGAUUGUCGGUGUUGUGGGCGUCGUGUGGGGCACGGCCAGCGCCAUCUAUGGCGAACUUUGA
Leishmania mexicana MHOM/GT/2001/U1103 is the source of this 1503-nucleotide messenger RNA. Its product is annotated as putative amino acid permease. Bases 1 to 1503 code for a protein of 500 amino acids. NCBI's taxonomy places the organism in Eukaryota, Euglenozoa, Kinetoplastea, Trypanosomatida, Trypanosomatidae. The transcript has a single exon. Gene Ontology annotation, biological process: amino acid transmembrane transport. The record is from RefSeq and is a predicted model, not a curated record. Gene Ontology annotation, molecular function: amino acid transmembrane transporter activity.